AUGGUAGACAUGUAUGCCUAUCAUGGGGUGGCAAACCCAACCGUUGGCAACAAUAUUAAUGCCAACACGUUUGAGCUCAGAAGAGGACUACUUCAGAUGGCUGAGAACAAUGCUUUCAGAGGCCGACCCACAGAGGAUCCUAACAAGCAUCUCACCAAAUUCAUCCAGAUCUGCAACACGACGAAGAUAAAUGGGGUCACAGAUGAGCAGAUCAGACUAAGGGUGUUUCCUUUCUCUCUGGAGGAUGAUGCCAAAGACUGGCUGGACAGUAUGGAGCCUAACUCCAUUCACACGUGGGAGGCUAUGGUCGAGAAGUUCUUAGAAAAAUACUACCCACCAAGUGAGGCGUUGAAGAGGCAAUCUGAAAUUAUUUCUUUUGAGAUGACUCCCCAAGAGAGUAUUCGAGGAGCUUGGGAAAGAUUUAAAGGAUUAAUGAAGAGGUGCCCCAACCAUGGGUUGAAUCCGACGCAUCAAGUCCUAGCAUUCUAUAGGGGGUGCCUGCCUGAAGCAAAGCGGGAACUAAAUUUGAGUGCAGGGGGAUCACUGCUAAAGAAGGGAGAAGCAGAGGCCAUGGAGGUGAUUGAGAAAGUGACAUCUAAUGAUGAAGGCUGGAACAACGAGUGGAGUAGAGUGCACAGGGUAGCUUCUGCCACAGAGAGUAGCCAAAUGGACAGUAUGUACAAACAGAUGGAGCUCCUCCACAAGAAGUUAGAUCUCAUGGGGAUGAGACCGGUUGUGCAUGAGCAGCAAGAGAGUGUAGAGGAUGUAAGCUAUAUACACCAAGGGGGCAAUAGCUACUAUAACAACUCCCGCCCUAAUCAAGGGGUGGAGGUUACAAUCAGUUUGGGAACAAGGCGCAUCCUAAUCUGUCGUAUGGGAACCCCAACAAUUCCCUGCAGCCACCAUCGGGGUUCACAGUUUCCCAAGUCACACAAGAACAUGGAGCAUACCAACCAAAGGUUGGAGAAGGUUGAGAAUGAUGUCCAUAGCAUGACAGUACAUAUGAAGGGCCUAGAGAUGCUGAUGAGUCAGAUUGCUCAAGCUGUGAGCAGUCAGCAUAAGCCAGAGCAGUUCCCAGGACAGUCAAAUGUGAACCCCAAAGAUUGCAAGGCAAUCUACUUAAGGAGUGGGACAAGCUAUGAGAGUUCUCCUAUGCCCGAAGUGGAAGCUAAGGGAGUACCCGACAAGAAAGAAGAAGAAGAGAUGGAGAUGAAAUCGCCUCAUAUGCAAUCCGAGGUUCAACCCGAGGCAAUUGCUUCCCCCACACCAAAAGAGGUUAAAAUUCCUUUUCCUCAAGUGGUGCAAAAGAAGAAGUUGGACGAGAAGCUUGUUAAGUUCCUUGAGAUCUUCAAGAGAGUGCAUCUCAAUAUUCCUCUUAUUGAGGCUCUCCAACAAAUGCCCGGCUACCUCAAGUUUUUGAAAGAAAUUGUGUCCAAGAAAAAGAGGUUGGUUGAUUAUGAAACCGUGAAUUUGACCGAGAAUUGUAGUGCAAUCAUCCAACAAAAGAUGCCGGCAAAGAUGAAAGAUCCGGGGAGCUUCAACAUUUCUUGUGUGAUCGGGAAUGAUAGGCAAACUAAGGCCUUGUGUGACUUGGGGGCAAGCAUAAAUCUCAUGCCUUUAAGCUUCUUCCGGAAGUUGAAGUUUGGUGUCUUGAAGCCAACUACAUUUACCCUUCAAAUGGCGGAUAAAUCCGUCAAAUACCCGAAUGGACUCCUUGAGAAUGUAUUAGUAAGGGUGAAUGAUUUUAUCUUCCCCGUGGAUUUUGUUGUUUUGGACAUGAAGGAGGAUCCAAAUGUCCCUCUCAUCCUUGGAAGACCAUUCCUAGCAACUGGAAAAGCUCUAAUUGACGUCACUAAGGGAGAACUCACCCUUAGGCAUGGAAACAAGACGGUCAUUCUCUCCUUGUUGGACAAGAUGAAACGUCAUGAAGUGGAAGAGUCCAAGAGAGUGGAAGAGGUGCCCUUAAAAGUUGAAAAGUGCAAGAUGAUACGAGCGGCACAUGUGAGGGCUAGGGAUGAUGAGGUUGAGAAUCCUUUGGAGGAAAUAUUUAUGCCUGAAUGGAUGUUUGAAGAUGAACAUGGAUUGGGGGGUAAAAAGAUGAAGGUUGCCAAAGUGGAAAUUGGAAUACCUAAAGAAGGUGUUGUUGGGGCCGAUGUGAAGCCCACUUGGUGGAAGAAGCGUCUACACAAGCUCUACUUGGCCGCUAAAGCGAAGAAGGGCCCCGAUGACAUUAUCCGAGGAAAUAGGCAUCAAUGGGUGAAAAACGACAUCAAUGCCCGUGACCAGUGGCGCCUCUUCCUCGGCAGUGAAGGUACAUGA
This is a messenger RNA of Salvia splendens (bonfire salvia), 2319 nucleotides long. RefSeq lists its product as uncharacterized. The transcript is spliced from 3 exons. Bases 1 to 2319 code for a protein of 772 amino acids. Lineage: Eukaryota; Viridiplantae; Streptophyta; Magnoliopsida; Lamiales; Lamiaceae. The record is from RefSeq and is a predicted model, not a curated record.